Molecule: messenger RNA, 516 nt
Organism: Cryptomeria japonica (Japanese cedar)
Lineage: Eukaryota; Viridiplantae; Streptophyta; Pinopsida; Cupressales; Cupressaceae
Exons: 2
Coding region: 1-516 (171 amino acids)
Molecular function (GO): nucleic acid binding
Source: RefSeq, a predicted model, not a curated record
AUGAAAAAUUUGGUUGAUGAGAAUACAAAAACAUGGCAUAAACAUCUUUAUGAAGCUCUAUGGGCUGAUUGGAUAACUCCAAAGAGAGAAAUUGGUAUGGAACCUUUUGAAUUAGUAUAUGGGAUAAGGGCUCAACUGGCACUGCCAUUGGAAUUGGUUGCUUCCAAACUUCAGACUAUGAUUGAGGAUCAAUUCUUCAAGGAUUCUAUUGAGAAGCGGAUUAUGUAUCUCACCAAGUUAGAGGAGGAAAGAGAAGAACUAGUUGACAAAAUAACUCUACAUCAACCUCAUGUCAAAGAAAUAUUUGACAAAAACGAAAGGCCUCAAAAUUUCAUGGAGGGUGAUGAGGUCCUUUUGUGGGAUAAGCGUAGGGAGCCAAAAGGUGUACAUGGAAAAUUUGAAUCACUCUGGAAGGGACCGUUUGUGAUUCAUGAGGGCGAGGUGGCUGCUGAUGUGGCAGUCCGUACGGAUGACUAUGUGCGGUAUAUCCACGUGGCACAGUACGGAAGCUGCUGA